UUUGUGCACACCACGCCGGUUUAAGGCGAGGAGACCAAUUCAUCAUUCGUGGCAGCCACCGAAAUGACUCCUCCUCCUCCUCCUCCUCCUCCUCAAUCCACCACCGUCCGGUACAUCUCCGACUGUCUCAUAAAACCACACCGGCUUCCCCCACAUUCAGACCGCCCUCGGCAGUUGGCGCCGUGGGAGCUCGCCAUGCUGGCCAUCCACUACAUCCAAAAGGGGCUCCUCUUCCCCCUCCCUCCUCACUGCCUCGACCCCGGCUUCGACCGCCCCGCUUUCAUCCAUUCCUUCUUGGACAAGCUCAAGCGCUCCCUCUCCUCCGCCCUCUCCCACUUCUACCCGCUCGCCGGCCGCCUCGCCACCCUCAAGCACACCGACCCCCCCCUCCACACCGUCUUCGUCGACUGCGCCGACAGCCCUGGUGCCCGCUUCAUCCACGCUGCGCUCCUUGACAUGACCGUGGCCGACAUCCUCUCCCCGACGUACGUCCCGUCCAUCGUCCAUUCCUUCUUCGACCACAACUGGGCGGUCAACCACGACGGCCACUCCCUGUCCCUGCUGUCCGCUCAGGUCACCGAGCUCGCUGACGGCGUCUUCAUCGGGCUCUCCAUGAACCACUCCAUCGGCGACGGCACCUCCUUCUGGCUCUUUUUCAACUCGUGGUCCGAGAUCUUCCAAGCGCAACAGAAAGGCGACGUCGAUGUCGUCCAGCUAUCGCGUCCCCCGGUCCUGACCCGCUGGUUCCCUGAGAACCACCCCGGCUCGGUAAGCCUGCCUUCCGCGGACGACCCCUCGUCGUUCCACCCCCGCUACCGAGUCCCCGAUCUCAGGGAGCGAGUCUUUCACUUCUCCGCCGACGCCAUCGCGAGUCUCAAGGCGGAGGCGAACCGGCAAUGCGGCACCCCCAAGAUCUCGUCCUUCCAGUCCCUGACUGCCCUGCUAUGGCGGUGCAUCACGCGCGCUCGCUGCCUGCCGCCCAGCCAGGUCACAAGCUGCCGGGUGAUCUCGAACAAUCGGGCGAGGCUAGACCCCCCGCUCCCGCCGGAAUACUUCGGGAACCCGGUCACGAUGUUGAGGGCGGCGACGACGGCGGGGGAGCUGCUAGGCGGCGACCUUGGGUGGGCGGCGCUGCUGCUGCAUGCGUUGGUGGCGGAGCACGGCAACGCGAAGGUGCUCGAGUGGAACGAGGAGUGGAUAAAGAGCCCGCAGGUGUACCGUCUGGACCGGACGUUCGAUCCGUGCAGCAUCAUCAUGUCGAGCUCGCCGCGGUUCAACAUGUAUGGCAACGACUUCGGGCUGGGGAAGGCCGCGGCUCCGCGAAGUGGGUGUGCCAACAAGAUCGACGGCAAGGUCACAAGCUAUCCGGGCCGCGAGGGAGGCGGAAGCAUCGACCUCGAGAUCUGCCUUUCGCCGGCCACGAUGGCGUCUCUCGAAGCUGACGCUGAAUUCAUGGCUGCCGUGACGGAUUUGUAGGUCGGAGGAACAACACAGCACGGUGGUUAUGUGCCGGUCGAGUCGACAGCCAUUAGUUAUCAGGAUGAAAAAUUACCGGUUGUGUGACUUGUAAUUUUAUAUUAAGUUGAUUUAUUUCUCAAUCUGUAGUGGAUAAAUUAUGGGUUUUUCUCUUUUAUUUUAUGCUUUGUGUUUGAA
This is a messenger RNA of Eucalyptus grandis, 1653 nucleotides long. RefSeq lists its product as uncharacterized. The record is from RefSeq and is a predicted model, not a curated record. Lineage: Eukaryota; Viridiplantae; Streptophyta; Magnoliopsida; Myrtales; Myrtaceae. Bases 64 to 1476 code for a protein of 470 amino acids. The transcript has a single exon.